This is a messenger RNA of Diabrotica balteata, 1280 nucleotides long. NCBI's taxonomy places the organism in Eukaryota, Metazoa, Arthropoda, Insecta, Coleoptera, Chrysomelidae. The record is from the annotation of a GenBank genome assembly.
AGGCAAACAGACCGAUGUUGACAAAUGUCAGUCAAGUUGAAAUGAAAAUGAAAAUGUAAUUUUUAAUAUUUUGCAGAUCAGAUAGAAAAAUCAUGUUUUUUAGAAAAUUUUCUUUAGAGUUACGACAUAAUUUGAAAUUUGCUCGCAUGUAUCCUCCAUUAGAGCUUAUGAAACAUACAUCAGUCAAGGUGGAAUAAAAGUAUUCAAUUAAUAAAAGUAGUUCAAUAAAUCUGAAUUUGUACAAUUCAGGGCGUCAUGAUGGAAUAUGAGUACGGUUCUUUUAGAAAAGAAUCAGAUUUUCACAACAAAUGUUGCGGUGGAAUGUUAUGGUGCAUUAGAGAUAUUUGCGGAAUUAUAUGUGCAAUUUUAACAUGGUUAUUGAUAUUAUAUGCAGAGUUUGUUGUUAUGUCUGUUAUACUCAUUCCAAGCCCUUAUCCAAUUUACAGUAUUGUUCAUAUGGUUAUAUUCCAAUUAUGUGCAUUUUUAGCAAUAACAUCACAUCUAAAAACUAUGUUUACAGAUCCUGGAGCAGUUCCCAAAGGAAAUGCUACCAAAGAAAUGAUUAAACAGAUGGGGUUUAGAGAAGGACAAGUGAUAUUUAAGUGUCCAAAAUGUUGUAGUAUUAAACCAGAUAGAGCCCAUCAUUGUUCAGUUUGUCAAAGGUGUAUUAGAAAAAUGGACCAUCAUUGUCCAUGGGUAAAUAAUUGUGUAGGAGAAAAUAAUCAAAAAUAUUUUGUUCUUUUUACACUUUAUAUCGCCACCAUAUCACUACAUUCGCUCUUUCUGGCCAUCGAUCAGUUUCUAACGUGUAUUCGGCACGAAUGGAAAGAUUGUACAACAUAUUCACCUCCCGCGACAGUGGUACUGUUACUUUUUCUUAUGUUCGAAGCGCUGCUAUUUGCCAUAUUCACAGCAGUGAUGCUCGGUACGCAAGUGCAAGCAAUAUGGAAUGACGAGACUGGAAUUGAACAACUUAAAAAAGAAGAGGCUCGAUGGGUGAAGAAAUCGCGAUGGAAGAGUAUUCAGGCUGUGUUCGGACGUUUUUCGUUAUUGUGGUUUUCGCCUUUCGCUAGACCUUCACCUAAGUUUAAGCAUGAAAGUGAUUUGUAUGCUGUUUAAGUUAUUUAUAUACAUAUUAAUUUUAUUUAAUUAAAGCUUUUUGGUAAUUUAUGGAAUUUAUACAUAAUAUUAAGUACCUAGAAAUUUUUUCCUACAAAACAGGCAUAUUUAAAAUUAAAUUUAUAUGUCAAGUACUUAGUAAAAAUAAAGUACAAAUCGUU